Messenger RNA from Spodoptera littoralis (African cotton leafworm), 438 nucleotides. Lineage: Eukaryota; Metazoa; Arthropoda; Insecta; Lepidoptera; Noctuidae. The record is from the annotation of a GenBank genome assembly.
AUGCCGGCGAGCAACAUUGGUUCGUACCUGCAGGACGCCAGAAAUAAUUUCGACGCCGUGCGACCCGCCCCAAUUUGCACUGAUGCCAAUCAAUCAAUAGGCCAAUGUCAGAAUGUACAUAUAUCCACCAAUUGCUAUUAUGGUUACCACGAUCUAAAAAGAUCCGAAGACAACCACGUUGACACAGAUUGCGAAAUGAUGGAACUCCCAGAAAGAACGCCCUCCAAAACAACGACUUCAAGGAAGCGGAGCGCCGAUGAAGAAGAGUUUCCUCAACGCAAACGCAUCCGAGAAGAAGUACAAAGAGAGAAAACCAUUGAACCUGAGACAAAUGAGACAGUGAAAUUGGAUACAAGUGCCGAAGAUAUCAGUGUCAUGGAAUCAUUAUAUUGGAACAUUCACGGAGGAAAUAUUUUUCAUUUGAUACAGUGUCUGUGA